Messenger RNA from Ophidiomyces ophidiicola, 1656 nucleotides. RefSeq lists its product as uncharacterized. Gene Ontology annotation, biological process: regulation of gene expression. Gene Ontology annotation, molecular function: mRNA binding. NCBI's taxonomy places the organism in Eukaryota, Fungi, Ascomycota, Eurotiomycetes, Onygenales, Onygenaceae. The record is from RefSeq and is a predicted model, not a curated record. The transcript is spliced from 5 exons. Gene Ontology annotation, cellular component: cytoplasm; nucleus. The coding region runs from base 1 to 1656 and encodes 551 amino acids.
AUGGCUGAUCAACAAAACAACAUAUCACAAAUCCUGGCAGCGUUGGCUGCUGCGCAGCCUGGUGGCCUGUCGACAGGCUCAGUACCACCAACAUCAACUCCAUUCAUCAAUCAAGCUGGAUAUCAUCUUCCACCCCCUGAUAACUCCGGAAGCGUUGAUAUCAGUGGUGCUAAAUCGCUUAAUGUUUCGUCGAUCGGCAUUGCUGAAGCGAUUGCAAAAGCCCGCGGCAUUGCAGCUGGGAAAGGGAUUCCAUACGGCUCUAGUCUGGAUCUACGAAAUCCUGACUCACGGCGAGAUUCCCGAUCAUAUCACCGUUCGCGCUCCCCGACUAGGUCACCACCGCGAGUGUCACGCGAGGCGCUUCGAGAUAAUUACAAUCCAUACAGGGAAGAGCGUCGUGGAGAUAGGCGCGGAAAUGAUCGGUCUUAUGUGAGAGAGAGAUCGUUCUCCCCUCGACCAGCUGGCCGAGGAACAGAUUCAUACUCUCAGCCCCCCAAACCAUAUCGAGGCCCGGGCGGUCGAUCGCCUCCUGGGAGAAGAGCAGGUCCAACGGAUGAUAGCUCUGAGACUCUUAAUAUAGACUCAAAGCUUGUAGGCCUUAUCAUAGGGCGUCAAGGCGAUAAUUUAAGAAGGAUUGAGUCGGACACUGCAACACGCAUACAAUUCUUGGACAGUCCGGAAUCAAACAUUAAUAUAAGACCGUGUCGAAUUACAGGAAGUAGGGGUGCGCGAAACGAUGCGAAAGCAGAAAUAUUCCGCAUGAUUAGUGAAAAUAAUGCUGCUCGUGGCUCACAGGCUACAGCGGAUCGCUUUUCAUCUCGCAUACAGAACGAGUCGCAGGGCAAAAGUUCUGCCUCUGGAGACGACGAAAAUGCCACAACACAAAUAAUGGUACCAGAUCGAACCGUGGGCUUGAUCAUUGGUCGCGGCGGUGAAACCAUUAAAGAUCUUCAAGAUCGGAGCGGGUGCCAUGUGAUUAUUGCUCCUGAGGACAAGAGUCUCAAUAGCUUAAGACCUGUUAAUCUUAGCGGAAACCAGAGAUCGAUUCAGCGGGCUAGGGAUCUAAUUUUGGAAAUCGUUGAGACUGAUUCACGACAAGGGGGUGCUCCUCCUGCACAGCGGGAUCCACGACCCGAAAGAGAAGCUACUGGCACAAUAAAUGAACGAGGAGAUGAAAGUAUCUUUGUACCGAAAGAAGCAGUCGGUAUGAUUAUUGGAAAAGGUGGGGAUACCAUCAAGGAAAUGCAGAAUCUGACCGGGUGCAAAGUCAAUAUUUUACCGGCAGUAGGUCGUGAUACAGACCGGGAAGUCAUAAUGAUCGGCUCCAGACAAGCCAUUGACAGUAUGAAGAGAAGCAUCAUGGAAAAAAUAGAUUCAUAUAAAACCCGGACUCAUUCAAGACGCGACGAUGGCUACGGCGACCGAUCUUCACAAUCUCAACCUCGAGGCUAUCCCCAGGAGCAAAGCCGGUCAUCCCAGCCAGGGCAAUCUUCUACAUCGACCUCGACACCUACCGUAGGAAGCGAGACCGCCGACCCUUACGCUAUAUACGGUGGCUAUGAGAAUUAUGUUGCGAUGUGGUACGCUGCACUGGCGCAGCAGCAACAGCAACAGCAAUCUCCUGCUUCUGAGGCCAAGCCGCCAGGAGUGCCGUGA